GGCACUCACUGCGCUUCCGUUGCCCAUGACACCGGAACGAAGUUCUGACAGCUGAUUCUUCAAUCAGUUUUAUAUCCACUCUGAGACCCAAAAUAAUCAGUUUAGAGGUUAUUAACAGUCGGACCUACCUCGAAUAAGCUCCGGCUGGAGUUGCAGACAUCACGUUGAGACAGAGGAGGACAGCUGAUUAUGGUGUAGCACGGAGCGCUAGCAGGCAUUUAAGCAGCAGUGCAGUGCAGUGCAGCGUGGGGCAGACCGAGGCAGACCACAGCAGCGGAGCCAUGCUUACGUUGGCCAGUAAGCUGAAGAGGGAUGAUGGAGGAAAGACGGGCCGUGCCUCAGGAGCCUCAGACUCCACCCACAGGGUCUCUAUCAGGGACCGCCUCCUUACCAAAGAAGUUGCAGAACUUGAAGCCAACCUCCCUAGUACAUGCAAAGCCAAUUUCCCAGAUGAGGACAAGCUGCAUCAUUUUCAUCUGGCAGUGUCUCCUGAUGAGGGUUACUACCAAAGUGGAAGGUUUCAGUUUGAAAUCGACGUCCCCGAAGCCUAUAACAUGGUGCCUCCUAAAGUGAGAUGUCUGACCAGAAUAUGGCAUCCUAACAUCACAGAGAAUGGAGAGAUCUGUUUGAGCUUAUUGCGGGAACACUCUAUUGACGGCACAGGCUGGGCCCCCACCAGAACAUUAAAGGAUGUUGUCUGGGGAUUGAACUCCUUGUUUACCGACCUUUUGAACUUUGAUGACCCGUUGAAUAUCGAUGCAGCAGAACAUCAUCUGAGAGACAAGGAGGAUUUUCGGACUAAGGUUCAAGAUUACAUCAAGCACUACGCCAGAUGAUAGAAGCAUUGGCUUCCUACUUCAGCCUGCACCAACCAACCAACCAAACUGCUCUACCUUGCCUCUGCUUAACCUUGGCCAACUCCCUCACGUGUGUGAAUCAACAGCUGACUCUGACUCUUACCACUCCCCUCCUCUUGACACAGCUCUGUCCAUGACCUGCUGUCCACCCGAUUGCAAUAAACUCCACAUUGCAGGAACAAAAGAAAAAAAAGAAAAGAGAAAAAAAAUAGGAUGCAUUCGAGGAAGGGCUUGCAUAUAAAAGAAAAAAAUGUGCUUUAAUUAUACUAAUCAAUGAGUGUUACAAUGACCACAAUGUCUGUCCAUUGUGGAGAGAUCACUGAAUGACGCCGCCUCGCUGGGAUGUCCCUGACAUGGAACGGAAACGAGCCAUGGCAACGAACGGCGAGGAAAGAGAUGUGAUGAUUCAGGGUGGGGGCGGAGAUAAAGGAAAUGACAUUCAACUGUGUGAAAAAUUAGAUGAAUCAAGAGAAGGAAUAUCUAUUGCUAUCAGUUCUCUGUUCCAGUGCCUGCCAUGUUUGUGUCGCAAAAGAGAAAAUGCAUGCGAGUUCACAAAGAAAAACACACAUGCACACACACACACACACACACACACACACACACACACACGAUGUCACACCCUGUAGUAAAAGGUGAAUACACCUACUGUACACAGGUUGCUGAGCACUUGCCUAUCAGUCAAACACACACACACUGACAACAGAGAGCCUACAGCCCCACAAGACAGCAUGUGAAUGACCACAUUGUCCUGUUCUGUGUUCAUUCUCUUUGCAUGUUGAAACGCACACCGUACAACUCUCAAACAAACUUCCUGUGUGUUUUCAUCUCCAGUGGGAUAACGUACGACUACUAAAACCACAGCCAAAAGUAUUGUAGUGUGUUCAGUUUCACCUCUGAGCCCAUGUCCCUCCUCUGCUGCCAUCUGUCUCUCUGUUACACACACACACACACACACACACACACACACUAACCCACAGAUGUCUCUAUUAUUUCAAUGAGAAUGGAGGUUUAUUUUUUUUUUUACUUAUGGUGCGUUCAUAAAGUACUUUGCCAAUGGCACAUUCUCACUCUGCAUGAAGCAAUGACUAUGACUUUAAAUGACUCAUUAAGGAUUUAAUUUUACAACCAAACAAAACAGUGCUUUUCUUUUUUGUGCGUGCUCCCCCAGAUUUAAUGUGCAAACCGUUACAGAACAUGUGAAAUUGAAUCCGCUGCAAUAACGGCCGUUACAAUAAAGAUGCCGACAACGGUAACCCACAGAGAGCGAUCACCUGCAUCUGCAAUGCAUCCCCCCCACUCCUCCCUGGCUUCAUGGUGCUUGUCAUGCGUUUUAUCUCUUUGUUAAAAUGUCCCACCUGCAACUUUUAUGUUGUGGUUCAGUGUUGUUUCCAGCCGCUCCAGGCAGGAAAAAGCUCCAAAAACCCCCAAUGUUUGAUAUCUGCCGAGCGCUUAACAGCAGGCAGACCGUGAGAGAUGAACUGGUAAACAUGAUGCUUAUUUUUUGCAGUUUUAGAGCCAGAUAUUUUCUUUGCGAGUAGGAGGUAGACCAAAAACAGAGCAAGUAGAAAAGGGAAGACAGACUGUCACAACUCAAAAAAUUAAUUAUAAUUGUUCUUUUGACUUGAAUUUAUGGACAUGCUUAUAAUAAACAGCUUACAAAGAAGAUCGUCAUAUCAACUUUGCCCCAUUUUGGCUGAAGAAUUUUUUUAAAAAAGCUAUAAAAGACAAAUCCACCCAUCGAUUUGUGGACGCUGCCAUCUCAGUGUCUCCUGCAGAAAGUCAAAAAGAAAUUAGACAGCUGCUGAUGAAGGAACCUUGAUCAGACAAUCUCAAAAUGAUUUAGACGUAACAUCAUAGAUAUCAGUUUAACAACAACCUGAUCACACAAUGAAGAAAUGUAAAUUAACUUGUGAUGCAGUGCUGUUUAAUAUAAACCUGUUCUAUGAUACUAAAUGAGUUAAUCAGUUAACAGCUGCAUUUAAUUAUCAGACUAUUUUCAUUGUGAAAUAUGUUUUUAUAGAUAUCAAUUAAACAUUUUCUUUUCUUUUUUUUGCUGAUGCAGCUGGUCUGCACUGAUUACAAGCAGCUCUGACCUGACCAUGCUCGCUAGUAGAGGGACAUCAUAUAACAGAUCAUUUUAUUUACUGCAUGUUUAAAAACAACUAAAUACCAUCCUCCAUCAGAUCACUCUGAGGAGGUGUGUGUCCGCUUUCACACCGCGUGCGUUUUGUACACUCCCCAUUUGUUCCAAUGUGUAGGUUUGUUUUGACAUUUAAAGCAGAUCAGAACUCCACGGGUUCUUCCUGUUGUCUUUUACACUGUUCUAAAACGUAAAGUAAUGUUAAAAACAAAAAGAUAGGAAACUGUUCUCUUCCCGGGACAGCUCACAUUCAAACCUGCAGAUGUUUUAGGGAGACAUAACUGCAGAAAUGGUCAAGGAUUUGUCUAUAGUGUGAUUAGUAUCAUCAUGUGGCCAGUUAACAUCAGCAAUGGUCUGUUAACAAACAUCAUUCUCAAUUUAUGAUGAGGAAUAGAAAGUCCUACACUCUUCACACAACAUGGAUUUAAGUCUACCCUAAUAGUCAUUGUUUCAUUGCAAUUCAUUUUUAAUUCUGUAAUGAAGAACAUUUUACUGUCUUCAGACUUUAGGAGCACAUUAUACGCUCCUCUCAUUCUAGUUGUUUCUACAACUAAGCUAACAUGCUUUUAUUUAUUUCUAAUAGACAGUACUCCAUUCUCUCUUUGUGUGUCAUGACUCUGUUUUCUCUGUUUGGAUGUGCUCUAAAAUGUCAAAAGCAGAGGUUUCUAAAGACACUUAGAUAUCAAGGUAACUUGCUGGCAAGCUAGCCAGCAAGUGGGUUAACACGCUAGCAAGUGAGUUAGCAAGCUAACACGUGCAUUGUUUUCUGUCAUUUAACGGAACUCUUUCUUUUCAUCAGGUUGUAAAGUUUUAUGGUGUCAAGCAGGCUGGCCUGCUAUAGGCUAACCAAGGCUAGAUCUAUUUGGCAUGCGUGCCAGUGGGUUAGCUUGUUGGCUAGCCAGAGAACAGAGGUGCUGCUAUUCUCAUAUUAUGCUAUUCAUAUUCUAACAUGACUUGAGUAGGGGUUGAGGAGCACUUGACCCUGUCUAACCAAUUUAGCCAAGCAGAUAACAUCAAACUGUCUUUGUGAACCUCUGCUGUUAGCGAACAUUUGCCAUAAAAUGUACAUUCAUUUUGUCUCUGAGUGUUAGAGAGGAUAAGAGAGUGUGUCCAUCCGUUAGCCUCUGAGGGCGUGGUAAGUGUGUGUAUGUUUCGCUCGGCCCUGGGUAGCAUUGUGCCUCCAGUUUGAGUCGUGUCUCUGAACAUCAUGACUGGUCUCACUCCAUUCAGCUUUAUGUUCACAAGUCUGCAUGAGGCAAAGUCUUUGUGAUCUGCCAGUGGUGCAUUUUACUAAGGAUGUCAGAAAUGUAGUUUUACGUUGGAGGUGUGUGUGCGUGUAAAAGUUGAAAUUUUGUGCUUGUUGAGUGUGUGUAUGCGUGAGCGCAGUUACAGUAUGACUUGUUGAAAUGAUGUGACUUGUUAGCAUGCUCUGGUUCCGUUUUUACCCCUAUUUUUUUGUUAUUCUGGCCCAGGGGUAAACAGCUCAAAUUAUUAUUGUUUUCAAAGAGAAAGUAAGCAGAACAACAGAAGAUACUCACUUCUGCCAGAAUAAAGGACCUGACAAUAUUUCAGAUACCAGGACUAUUGAAAGAAUAUGUGAAUAUUGGUGUUCCAUGGCAAUGCAAACAUGGUUUAUUCCAAUAAAGCUUGAAGGCUAAAGGAACUGCCUUCUAAUAUGAAGCCAUCCUGUGUGUUUGCUCUGACAGCUGACUGCUAUGGUAGCAGUUGUGUCCUGAAUAUGGUAGCCCAAUACUUUGUACUGAAUCUUAGCCUUACUUACACUCAGACAUAGCUUCCCGUUGGACACGUUGCCAUACGUCCUUUGUUUUGGCAGUUAGCAGUGUUUUUUCCCAGGAUGGGAUUGGGAAAUGUCUCUGCUUGGGCUAACUCCAUCUUUGGGCCAGAGGAGAAGAUUAACAGCCUGUUCUUCAAAUCCUCAACCUUUUCUUUCUCAGAUUGUAUAUUCAUUUUUUUAAGAUAUAUUAAAGAGAAUAUAAAUUAAAA
Molecule: messenger RNA, 5001 nt
Organism: Labrus mixtus (cuckoo wrasse)
Lineage: Eukaryota; Metazoa; Chordata; Actinopteri; Labriformes; Labridae
Gene: ube2f
Product: ubiquitin-conjugating enzyme E2F (putative)
Exons: 10
Coding region: 282-836 (184 amino acids)
Source: RefSeq, a predicted model, not a curated record